AUCAUAUCUUUGAUUCAACCACAAAACAUUAAAAACCCUACAUGAUCAUGUCAAAAGUUCCAAUCUUUUUUGAGCUUUAAAUUCACUUGCUAACUUACGUGAUUCACAAGCAAAGGUGGUGAAGAUGGUGGAGGUUCCUGGUUCUAUGGGCACAAGUGCAAGCCUUUCCUUGAGAUUAGGUCAAACAUUGUUAGCAUUUGGCGCUCUUCUCUUCAUGACUAUCGGUGUUCGAUUCUACCAAUUCACAGCUAUCUGCUACUUGGUGACGAUCAUGGCUUUAACUAUACCAUGGAACCUGACACUAGCAAUGGUAGAUAUCUAUUGUAUUUUCCUCAACCAACCAUUUCAAAAGCCACGAAUCCUUCUCGCCAUCUCAGUUGGUGAUUGGGUGGUGUCUGUGCUAGCGCUGGCUUCAGCUUCAUCAGCAGCUAGUGUUGUAGAUCUUCUUCGUUCAGACGAAUCAGUUUGCCCACCAACAGUCUGCAACAGAUACCAAUUUGCAGCCACAUUAGCUUUCUUGACUUGGUUCUUGUCUCUUUCUUCUUCUCUCUUCAACCUCUGGUUACUUCCUUCUCUCUGAUCUAAAAAACAAGAUUAGAUGACAAAGACGACUAAAAAUAGAUAGGUUAGCAGCAAGACACAAAAAUGUCAGUAGAAACUCAAAUCUUUGUACUGACACUCGAUAUA
Molecule: messenger RNA, 687 nt
Organism: Raphanus sativus (radish)
Lineage: Eukaryota; Viridiplantae; Streptophyta; Magnoliopsida; Brassicales; Brassicaceae
Product: CASP-like protein 5C3
Exons: 3
Coding region: 125-580 (151 amino acids)
Cellular component (GO): membrane
Source: RefSeq, a predicted model, not a curated record